AAAACAUUCACCAGUUGAAUGACUUUCACCCCAAUACGCAUCAUUAUUUUUUAAAAAACGCGACUAUCCUUCGGUGUUCCGGGCGCCAUUAAUAUUUACAAACCAAAUACGGAAUAAUUUUACUAUAUUAUCUAAUCGUUACCAUUACAUUCGCGUUAAAUGUCCAAAAGGACUGAAAACUCGCCAAUACAAACAAAAGGUGCGCGCUUCAGAGAGGAUCGAUAGCCAUUGGCGAAAGUAUGAAUGGAAUCCUCUCUCCGAAAACCAAGAAACAUAAACAAAACCAAAAUCAGAAGGAAGACAUGAAGGAACAAAUCGUAGCACAAGUGCACAAAUCCGUACUUUCGAACACUAACAGUGAUAAUGACUACGCCAAUAAUUCAGAAACUGAAUCGAACAGGACUUAUACGAAAUAUGAAGACAAAAACGAAAAUAUUAGCAUGCACACUCCGAGCAGGGAAAUCUCGGUGGAUGGCGAAACACAAAUUAAUUCGAAAAUUAUGUCCCUUAUCGAAACUGAGAUGAGAAGAGAUAUCAACAGACAUUCCCAUUUUACCGAUUCCAGGCCUCAGAGUUUGAGUUUUUACGAAGACGAAAAGAUUCCAGAAGAACUAUCAGGCAACCUAGAACUAUUAAGCCCGGAAGAACGAAAGCAUUACAGAAAAAGAAAAGAAUACCUUCAAAUGGACAAUGAUGAACUGAACGCUUACAACACAAUGCAAGCUGCACAUAAUGGAAGGGAUCCCGAAGAUAUAAUGACUACUUCAUUGAAGAAGUCUAAAUCAAAAAAGAAAAGACAUGGUGGUGACGCGGAAAUGGGAAUAGGAGAUAGCAGAGAAAUGAUGAUACCAAAAGAAAAAAAGAAAAGCAAAAAGAAGAGAAGAGAUGUUUCACCUGCUAACUCGAGUAGCACAAAAAGAAAACACAAAAAACGAGAGGAAGAAUAUGAUCUUCGUAACGACAUCGCAGUUGCUUUGGAAGAACUUCAAGACGACGUAUUUGAGACAAAUCCAGAUUUUAAUGCCAAACCGGAGAAAAUGAAGAAGAGUCCCAGAAAAUCAGAUAAAUUGUAUGUUCAAAGGAAAACCAAAUUCGAGGUUACUGGCAGACCUAGUACUUCCAUAAAUAGACCAACAAUACCAGAAAUGGACGACAAUAAAUUUGGAAGAAGAUAUGCGACAUAUCCUUUAGAAAUAUCACUCAUUUUCCAAAGGUGGUGGAUGCGAAUCUCAACCCUUUGCCAUGGUCUACUCGGUGGACUAGCUUUAGGACACUGGCUAUAUUUAGUGUGUAAUUUCCAUCAACAAGAUGCUAGUUUUUUAAUACACUACGCUUACUAUAGUGAUAUUUACGUUGGGAUGUUUUUUGCCCUAUGUGUCUUAUGCAUUGUUUCAGUUUUUGAUAGGAUAGACACGGCUCAUUUAGAAAAAAACUUUUUUCGAGAAUUAUGGGUUCAAAAACGAAAUAGUCUGAUAGCCUUUAUCUAUAUGUCAUGUUUAAUCAUCCAUCUUACCACCUUUAUCUGGGAUGAUGAGUUUUCCCGGUUAUCAUAUCAAGAUUUUAAUAACGAAAAUUCUACGGAACCAGUAGUAAACGUAUCAAGACGUGACAUAAAUAUUUGGAAUCACUUAUCACUUUGGAGAUCUUUACUGGCAUUCACAGCUUGGAUUUUCGUCGGGUUGGGUCCACCUGAGGAUUCACUGUAUCACCAUUUAAAAACUCUCGAAGCAUAUCUUCCUAAUAAAUGAUAGUUGUUUGCUGCUAUAUCUGUGUUGUAUAAUUUGUGAUAUUCUUAAAAUGUAUUAUAUGCUCUAAGACUGUUCAAAUUAUUUAAAAUAAAUAUUUAUGAGUUUUAACAAAUUAUAAUAACUACUACAAUAAUUACUAUUA
Molecule: messenger RNA, 1890 nt
Organism: Psylliodes chrysocephalus
Lineage: Eukaryota; Metazoa; Arthropoda; Insecta; Coleoptera; Chrysomelidae
Source: the annotation of a GenBank genome assembly